Liolophura sinensis is the source of this 1401-nucleotide messenger RNA. RefSeq lists its product as uncharacterized. Gene Ontology annotation, cellular component: nucleus. Bases 79 to 1401 code for a protein of 440 amino acids. The transcript has a single exon. Gene Ontology annotation, molecular function: ubiquitin protein ligase activity. The record is from RefSeq and is a predicted model, not a curated record. Lineage: Eukaryota; Metazoa; Mollusca; Polyplacophora; Chitonida; Chitonidae. Gene Ontology annotation, biological process: ubiquitin-dependent protein catabolic process.
CCCUGUAGAGUAACAUUUGUUACCAGAACUGCUGGUGUAAUACAGACAGGGAACAUACUGCAGAGUUCUCCGAUUAUAAUGGCAACCGUUUGCUGCGAUGACAGCGAAGAAAGCGCCGAGAAAUUGCGGAAAAUGAACAUGGACCGUUCGUGGGCAGUCGCGGAAUUAGUGCUGCCAUUUUCGUUUUCGGAAUUUCCUGUGAACUGUCAAACUGAAGAUAUAUCUGUCGCUUCCUCAGAUUGUUAUGUUAUUGUCGAUUGUGACAGCAGUGAUAUGAAAGACGAAUCGACAGAGGCGAUGAAAACUAUGGAGACUAGCAUCGGCGGAAAAAAAAGUGGGAUUUCUGAAUUGGCAAUGUCAACAGUGCAGCCAAGGGGAGAUAACCUUGUGGAGCCCAACGUGGAAAGAGAUGCGGAUCCGUUCGAAUACUUCCAGGCGUUACCAAAGAAAACGUUUUCAGUAGGGAAUUACAUUGUUUCAAAGAGAAAACAGAAACUGGAAAAGCGAAAGCUACGUAAAGUCAAUGCAAGUGGCAAAAGAAAAUGGAGGCAGGUUCCUGUGGAAGAAAUCGGCAUGAAUCCCAGCUUGUUCCCGCGGUUUCAGUUUAAACCCAGUGAAAAAGACCGGAAGGUUAAUUCUGAAGCGAUCAGUUAUGAAGUAAAUGAGGAAUUUAUGCAUGUGGAGAAUAUAAUUUCCAAUGCGAAGGAUCUGGAAUGUUUUCUUGCCAUCGGUGUUAAAGACAUUAGAGCCGAUCGGCAUCGAAAAAUUAAAAGGGCGCAUAAACAAGUGAAGGACAAAUACUGCAACAACGUGCUAAAUAACAAUGGGAAAAAGCUGUUCGUGAAUCAUAGAGUGUACAAACGGAUGGAGCUGAAACCACAGACAAUCCACUUUUUACCCAAACAAAAGGUAGGUGGAAGAUCAGACCUCGAGGAAAAGAGAAUGAUAAUCCAGAAAGAGAAAGGGAAAAGGAAUCCAAACAUUAAGGGGGAGGGGGCGUUUGAAGAUGCAAAACCUGCCCCGCCUGUGGCCUCUGAAACUCGCCACGCCCUUCACAGUCAAAAUGCCCCAUCGACCUUCGCCGAAGAUCAAGCUCUGGUCAACUUGUUAAUCUCUCUGCAGCACCGAGAUUUAAGCCCCGAGGAUUAUGACCUGCUGUUGAGGCUUGACGAACAAGUCGCCCCUAAAACUGUGUCUAAAAACCUUCUAAGCAGCUUCAAAACGGACAAUGCUUGCGAGGCGGACUGUUGUCAGCGGUGUGCGGUAUGCAUGGAGAAUUAUGUUCAGGGCCAGGUGCGGAAGUUCCUCCCGUGCCAACACGUGUUCCACGCCAACUGUAUAGACAUUUGGUUAGAAAACUCCUCUUUGAAUUGUCCUCUGGACGGAUUACCUGUCACGUGA